CUCGCAUUUCGAGCACAAUUGCGGUUGAAAAGUCUUCCAGAUCAGUUUUCUCACCAUGUCGGUUUCAGAUCUAAUCAGUGCCUUUGAUGCUAUUCCCAAGAUCCAAGCCGUGACUCCCGAUGUCCCUGCUUCGGUUAUCCUGGAUGCCCCCGAGUGGCUCACAGAAGGUUAUCUGCAGAAUACCUUACGAAAGUACUACAGCGAUCAGCGGCUUAGGAUCGACUGGGUGAAGGUGAAUCCAGCCCUGGGCAAGGGUGAAAACUACGGCGGUGUCCUGACGCGGGUCAAAGCUCAGUUCACCAGGAGCGAUGGAACUUCCCAACUGGGCCACUAUAUCGUAAAAUCCACCUUUGAGGGAGACGAAUUCGCCCAGAACACUAUGGAGCCGUACGACAUCUUCAACCGGGAAAUGGAAAUCUAUGAGAAGGUCCUUCCCAAGCAAAAGGCUCUUCUUCUGGAGAUCGGUGACACCGAGCAGAUCUUCGCCGAAACCAUGGCUGUAGAUAUGCCGAACUCGGCCCUGAUAUUCGAAGAUCUGAAUGCUAGGGGUUUCGUGAUGCCCGAUCGCCUCGCUGGGCUCAACCUUAAACUGGCUCGCAUAGUGCUCCGUAAAAUGGCAAAAAUGCACGCUACUUCGGCGGUCCUCAACCAAAGAGAGAACCAUUGCCUGGAGACCUACGAUCGGGGCUUCUUCAAUCGCUACACAGAAAACUACGCUCCAGCCUUCGUGGGAAUGUUUGAGGCUGCCACUCGGCGGGUGGCCCAGUGGCCUGGAUUUGAGGCUACUGCUGAAAAGAUGAAGUCCCUUGUGCCCAUGUACAUGGAGCUUGGUAAACGGAUCUUUGACAUCAGCCCAGGCCAUAUUAGUGUCCUGGCCCACGGCGAUCUCUGGACCAACAACGUCUUGGUCAAAUACGACAAGGACUCAGGGGAGCCAGAAGAUGUGAUUAUUAUUGAUUUCCAGUACGUCGCCUGGGGAUCUCCCGCCAUCGACCUCUUUUACUUUAUGAACUCCUCCUUGGAGUUCGAGCUCCAUCGGGAUCAGCAGGAGCAGUUGAUAGCGUUCUACUUCGGAAUAUUUUCGGACACCUUGAGGAGGCUGCAGUAUCAGGAGACCAUUCCCAGCUUGCACCAGUUCCAUCAGCAGCUCCACCAAAAAAAGUUCUAUGCGGCUCACGUUUCUAUGUCCGUGUUUGGAAUUCAUCGAAAUGUGGAAACCGAAAACGCAGAUUUUAAUGCUCUGAUGGAGACCAAUCAGCGAGCAAUUAACUUCAAGAAUGCCUGCUACCAGAAUCCGAUUACUUCAAGGGUCCUGCGGGAGCUCCUUCCUGUAUAUGAGGCCGAGGGCUUGCUGGACGCCGAUCAGUAAUUCCUUAUCAAAAAUAUUUAUGUAGCACAAUUAUAGUCAGAAGUAUAAUAGCCCCUUAGUUAAUUCUUAUUAGAUUAAGUAUGUUCAUGUAUUCACACCUGUAUAAUCCAUUUAAAAUUCUCACUUUUCUCUGAAUAUAGUGAUUAUAAUAAUCA
Molecule: messenger RNA, 1524 nt
Organism: Drosophila ananassae
Lineage: Eukaryota; Metazoa; Arthropoda; Insecta; Diptera; Drosophilidae
Exons: 2
Coding region: 56-1369 (437 amino acids)
Source: RefSeq, a predicted model, not a curated record